Triticum turgidum subsp. durum (durum wheat) is the source of this 648-nucleotide messenger RNA. Lineage: Eukaryota; Viridiplantae; Streptophyta; Magnoliopsida; Poales; Poaceae. The record is from the annotation of a GenBank genome assembly.
AUGGAGGCCACAUGGGGCAACCAUAAAGUCUCCAAGCUCCUCGCCAGCUCAUUCUUCCUCCUGGGCUUUGGCAGCAACGACCUCUUCCAGAGCAGACCAAAGUCCGAAGCCGAUGUUGCCGUACUCUAUGCGACCCUCGUCUCGAACUACUCCGCCGCCAUCACUGACCUGUAUGGGAUGGGCGCGAGAAAAUUCGGGAUCAUCAGCCCUGGCCCGGUGGGGUGUGUGCCGCGGGUGCGCCUGUUGAACGCGACGGGCGCCUGCAACGAUGGCAUGAACCGCCUCACUAUGGGGCUCGCCGCGGCGUUCAAGUCUGGCCUCGCUACAACCCUCAGCCCAACGAGGCUCCCAGGCCUCACGUACUCACUCGCCGACUCCUUCGCCGGCACGCGGGCCAACUUCGACAACCCACAAGCGGUUGGGUUCGUGAACGCCGAUAGCGCGUGCUGCGGGAGUGGUAGGCUGGGCGCGGAGGGUGAGUGCACGAGGAACGCGACACUGUGCAGUGACCGCGAUGUGUAUGCAUUCUUUGACAACGUGCACCCGAGCCAGCGGGCCGCCGAGCUGGGUGCGCAGGCUCUCUUUGUGGACAGCCCGAUUCAGAUCACCGCCCCCAUCAGCUUCAAGGAGCUAGCCCACGAGAGAUGA